Messenger RNA from Teleopsis dalmanni, 780 nucleotides. RefSeq lists its product as uncharacterized. The transcript has a single exon. The record is from RefSeq and is a predicted model, not a curated record. The coding region runs from base 1 to 780 and encodes 259 amino acids. NCBI's taxonomy places the organism in Eukaryota, Metazoa, Arthropoda, Insecta, Diptera, Diopsidae.
AUGCCUUCAAUCUCCACUUACCAACCCGACAAAUUUGUGCCAAUGAGUAAUUGGAAUGUCCCUUCCAAUCUUUCACUUGCUGAUCCACACUUUCACAAACCGCAAAAGAUAGAUCUUCUACUUGGUGCCGAAAGCUUUUUCGAACUGUUGUCGAUUGGACAAAUAAAACAAGGUACUAAUUUUCCAACGCUCCAGAAAACAUUACUCGGAUGGAUUGUAUCUGGAAGAUUCAAACAUGCCGAAAGCCCCAAUGCUAAAAUUUGCAAUCUAAUAAGCUCAGAUAAAGAAAAGUUGACAGAUGACUGUUCCUUAAACUCUCUUGUGAAAAAAUUCUGGGAAUUGGAAGAAAUUCCCAAGGAGCUCACUGUCAAAAAAUACACAAUAGAACAACAACACUGUGAGACCAAGUUUCUCAACACAAUUUUACGCUUACCUUCAGGGAGGCUUAAGGUGCAGCUUCCUUUCAAGUCCAACUUCAACCUUCUAGGUCAGUCAUAUGAAACAGCAAAAAAUCGUUUUCUCUCACUGGAACGCAGGUUGUCGAAAGACUGUAUGCUUCAGAAGCUGUAUAUGGAGUUUAUGGCAGAGUAUCGUGACUUAGGUCACAUGACAUUAACUACUGACAACUUUUCUUCGACACCUCAUUACUAUAUACCGCAUCAGUGUGUGUUGCGACCUCAGAGUACCUCGACAAAACUUCGCGUCGUGUUCGAUGCUUCAUGCCGAACAUUUUCACAAGUGUCGUUGAACGACAUUCUAAUGGUUGGUCCAACGGUAUAA